Molecule: messenger RNA, 2173 nt
Organism: Gasterosteus aculeatus aculeatus (three-spined stickleback)
Lineage: Eukaryota; Metazoa; Chordata; Actinopteri; Perciformes; Gasterosteidae
Source: RefSeq, a predicted model, not a curated record
CUACUGAAUCUGCUCAUUUUUGUCAUAACUUGAUGGUGCCACCUUCCCCCUUAGUUGGAGUGGGAUAAUGGAGCGAGUCGCACAGAGGUGUCGAGUGAGUCGGACAAUUCUUUUUUCUUUAUUGAGGCAGUAGAUGUAUGUAUUUGGAUACGUUUUCUUCUGAGAAUUCAUUUCGAGCUGCGUCAUAUUCUUCAAAUAAAUAAGCUGUCUGCAGGCUGCAGACUUUCUGUGGGGAUUUCCAGUUCACAUCCUCGAAUAAGAGACACUAAGUGGAGAAAAUAAUGGAGUUGAUGGUAAAAGAAGAGAUGAGAAAGAAAAGUAAGAGUUUUCUUCUCUGCUUUCACCUGCUGACUCUUCUCCAACUCGCUGCGCCCUCUUCAGCUCAAAACAUCACCACGUCAGCCGCUGACGGUUUCCGCACUCACCCAGCCGACGUCACAGUGGCUGUUGGAGAACCGGCCGUGUUUCGCUGUGGAGUUCCCGAAGCUUCUCCAGACUUCACAUUCACCUUGCGGGGGGCGCACGGAAACUACCUCCUCACGUGCCCCUCGGGCCACGUGGAAGACGUUCCCCAGGCUCUCUAUGGAAGUUGUGAGGUGAGAAAUGGAGAGUCAUCAGCUGUGUGGACCCUAAAGGGAACUUCUUUCUCCGACAACGGGACACAGGUCUCCUGUCAGCAGCCAAAGAAUCCUAAUAGCGCUGCUGCCGUGCUGCACGUCUACGAUAACGGCACCAGCCACGCCAUUCUCAUUGGUUGUAUCAUUGGCGGCUUCUUUGGCACGUUGUUGGUCUUCGGCUUACUGUACGUCAUGCUGCAGAGAUCUGAGAGGCUGCAGAAGUGCUUCUGGAGCGGAGAAACACCGGAGGAUUCGACCACAAUAGUAACAAAGGAGUAAAAGGAGACGGCUCUCUAUGUUGCUCUCUACCUUCGAACCCACAUGGAAAGAAUGGAAGCGUCAAACGUUUUUGGACAAUCUAAGUGAAAAAGAGCUGUAUUUAUGUCUGGAGGUUAUUCUGUUGAGGCCGGGUCCAUCCUGGACAUCUUCACUUUUACCUUUUUUGUCUUGAAUAACCGGGCCUUGCACACGUUAUAUACAUCCUACCAGUAUAUAAUGUAGCAUGCACACAACAGCACAUGUGGCGGUUACUUUAUAAACUUUAUAUACUAUAAAUGUGUGAAAUGUCUUAUGCGAUGUUAUCAAAGUGGGGAGGGAUUUAGUGUUGAAUGAGGCCCAGAAUAGCUGUUUUGUGCUUCCACAUAUGUAUCACAGCUGUGUUCCCAAAAAACGAUUAAAGGUGAAAUACUAGUCGUGUCCUCGCCAGGCUCGUCCAACCAGUUUAGUAAGUUUCUCUUUCACGGUCGCUCCACUUGAAGGAAGCACUCAGUGCCCAGAUUAGUUUGUUGUUUUCACACUACACUGUGACACGUUCACCUUUCUCAUAGAAUGGAUUGAGAAAAUGUGUCCGAACGUUACAUUUUGAAUGGUCCUCGUGCUUUUCUCAUGUUGUCUUUGCCUAAAACGAGGUGUGUGGUCCUUUGCAAUCGUCCAAACCGAAGCUGCAUUAUAUCAAAACAAAAACUAUUUGCAAACAACUGUGGAUUUCUGUAUCCCUCGACCUUCAGAAGCUGGGGGGACUCGCCGCCAGUGACCCCACACUGACGUGGUCGCGGCGUUGGCGUGUCUGUUGCUCCCCCCUGGUGGUGAGCGCGUUCCAUGCUGUCAGGAACAAACGCUCACUGCCACGGACCCUUCGGCCUUCACGUGCAUUCACCAGCUUCAAGAGGCAGCAGUGUGAGCCGGAUCAAGGCUGCUUUUGUCUCAUCUGGUAGCCGUCAUCCAGCUUCAUUAUAGUCAUUUGCGGUGCGCGGGGUUGAUUCACCCAUUCACAAGUUUGCCAACACGGACAGUUUCUAUCUUUCUUAAAGAGCCAUCGUUGGGUUUAGUCUAAGGUAGCCAAAUUGCUUUCGCCAAGUCCCCUUUUAACUUUGCAAUGCCCUCCAACUGGUUUUUAAUGAUCCUGCUAAUUUGUCCAUAUGACAAAAAAAAACAUGAUACACCAAAACGUUCCUCAAUGACAAUGAUAUGCUAUAAAUUAUAAAUAAAUGCAUUGCAUCUUUAAGGAAACACGCAAUAUCUGGGAAAUCAACGCAUUAAAGUGUUUUUUCACUGCU